Molecule: messenger RNA, 3307 nt
Organism: Betta splendens (Siamese fighting fish)
Lineage: Eukaryota; Metazoa; Chordata; Actinopteri; Anabantiformes; Osphronemidae
Gene: barhl1b
Product: BarH-like homeobox 1b
Exons: 3
Coding region: 979-1959 (326 amino acids)
Biological process (GO): regulation of transcription by RNA polymerase II
Cellular component (GO): nucleus
Molecular function (GO): DNA-binding transcription factor activity, RNA polymerase II-specific; RNA polymerase II transcription regulatory region sequence-specific DNA binding
Source: RefSeq, a predicted model, not a curated record
GAGGAGGGGAGGGUGGGGGCCCGAGUGGGCGUGGAGGGAGGUCCACUUCCAGCUCCCCUCAGCCAAUGAAGGCUUGUCACAGGGGACUCACGUGGACGAGGCGCUCUUAAAACCUAGCUCCUGACUUUUCCUCAAGUUCAAUUUUUUGGGAUUCCCUCCCUCCCCAUCACAUCUCCUUCUCUUACGUGCCAGUUGUGACUAUUUAACCCAGUUUACCUCGGCUGUUUCCGCUUCUGCGGCGCGCAUCGCCUCGUCCUGCGUCUUCCGCGUCUUCCUCUCGAGCCGUUUUUUUCUGUUCGCUCCAGCACCAGGACGCUCCCCCUCUCUCCCUCCCUCUCUCUCUCUGUCCGUCUCUCUUUGCUCGGUGGUUUAAAGCUUUUGUUGUUUUAUUUGAAAUAAUGCGAGCAGCUUCCCUCGGUCGCCUGCGUUGCCACGCGAGCUGAACAUUUCGCUUCGGUCCCCUCGCGCCGUGACGCGUCUGUACCUGUCCAUGGUGCUGAAGCGCAGUUUGAGCGAAGACACCGGCGAGCUGCUGCUGCUCCACUUGCUCUCCAGAAAUAGUCACUAUUUAUGUGCUGAGCAGGUGAGACCGUUCCAGCAGCAACACUUUCAUCUUCCCGACGAGGUUUCUUAAGUGAAAUCAGGAGUCGAUCCUUCAGGAAUCAAGAAAAAUCGAUUGUGACUCCAACGGCUGCAUCGAUUUCCGGAGGACUCGUCUUUCUCAGACUUGACAAAUAACACAAUUGUUGUAACGCAACCAAGCCUGGAGAUAUUUCCCUUUAAACAACCAGUGUGGGGAGCUGGAAGUAGCAGAUGAAUUAUUUUUAUUUGUUGCGCAUCUGAAACCUUUUUGCUGCUGCGGGGAGGGGGCUCUUUCUGCUCUUCUGGAUCAACUGAGACCUGAACACCCCCUCCCUCUUUAAAGUAAAACUUGUCCUGAAUACCAAAUGGUAGUUUGAGGAGGCCUCGACCAAGACAAUGGAGGCGUCUGCCAACGGGUCCAGUUUUGGCAUCGACUCGCUGCUGUCCCACAGGCCUGGAAGUCCGGUGUCCAAAGGGGACAGCCUGGUGGGGGAGUGCCGCUCGCCGCUCGAGUUCAGCCCGCGAUCAGACGUGGAGAGCGGCUGCUCGUCGCCUCCGUCGCCGAGGAGGGAAUGCGUGGAGGAGAUGGCCCAGAGGCAAGGUCACGUCGUCGGCCUGCCGCCGCACCUCCAGCACGGACAGAUGUCUGCGGGGUCGCAGCAGAGGACCGUGACCUCGUCGUUCCUCAUCAGAGACAUUCUCGCGGACUGUAAGCCUCUGGCCGCGUGCGCGCCCUACUCCAGCAACGGGCAGCCGACCCAGGAGGCGGGGAGGCUGGCCUCGAAGAUAGCGGACGACUUCAUGGAGAAGAUCCACAGCAACUCGUCAUCAGAUAGUGAAUAUAAAGUGAAAGAGGAGGGGGACCGGGAGAUCUCCAGCAGCAGAGACAGCCCUCAGGUCCGGAUGAAGAAGCCCAGGAAGGCCCGGACGGCCUUCACGGACCACCAGCUCGCCCAGCUGGAGCGCAGCUUCGAGCGGCAGAAGUACCUGAGCGUCCAGGACCGCAUGGAGCUGGCGGCGUCCCUCAACCUGACCGACACGCAGGUCAAAACCUGGUACCAGAACCGGAGGACGAAGUGGAAGCGACAGACGGCGGUGGGUCUGGAGCUUCUGGCCGAGGCCGGGAACUACUCGGCGCUGCAGCGGAUGUUCCCGUCCCCGUACUUCUACCCGCAGAGCCUGGUGUCCAACCUGGACCCCGGCGCGGCCCUCUACCUGUACAGGGGCCCCUCGGCGCCGCCGCCGGCGCUGCAGAGGCCGCUGGUUCCGCGCAUCCUGCUGCACGGCCUGCAGGGAGGCAGCGAGCCGCCGCCGCCGCCGCCGCCGCCGCUGCCCCCCAUGUCCGGCGUGCUCCCCCGGCCCGCCCAGCAGCGGUGAGCCGCCCCCGCAGAGGGGCUUUUCUUUUCUACGGCGACUCUUGGCAGCUUGAGGGAAAAAUCACCAAGACGGGAAAAUCAGGAGAAGGUGACGGACAAGAGAAAGACUGCUGUGAGCCUUUAUACGGUGCGAGAGGACCGAGGCUGAACCCGAGGACGACGCUUGACUGAAACGUGAACUGUCGGGGUGGAAGGACUUUUUUUAGGACACGAGCUUUAUUUAUAACUUAUUUAUUUUUCACUAUGAAUUCAAGCACCUAAGUUAUGUAUUUAUUUGAUCCCAGUUUCAGUAUUUCAGUGUUUAAUCUAAGAAACAGAUACAAAUGUUGCACUGGCACAGAGUUAGUGGCGCUUGAGCUACAUUCAGUGUCAGUCAGACAUUAUUAUUAUUAUUAUUAUUAUUAUUAUUAUUAUUAUUAUUAUUAUUAUUAUUAUUAUUAUUAUUAUUAUUAUUAUUAUUAUUAUGUGGACAUUCAUCUAUCCAUCCAUGUAAUUUAAACAUUAUGUAGAUCUAAAAGAACGAUACGUUUUUUCUUUACACUUGAACCACGAUCAGCAGUCAUGAACUGUAUACAAGAAUAUUUUGCAUUUUAUUCGAAAGAGGCUGAUUUUAAAGAACCAUUUUCGUUUGUUUGAUCUAUUGGUGUGUUUGUUUCAAACAACUGUGAUCCAGUUUAUAGUAAUGGGCUAGAUUAGCCACCAGAAACUAUACGAAAGAGCGAGUCAAUAAAAAACAAAAAUAAAAAAACAUGAGUCUCAGAAGUGAUGGACACCUGCUUGGACACAACGAGGGGAGCUACGGAACAAAUAAAUAUAUACUAUAACGUCUUUUUCCUGUUCUUAUUUGAAGUUUUAGCGGAGAAAUCUCCAUCUAUAUAAAAGGUUUUAUCCUCAGCUGGAGGAGGAGGAGGAGGCAAUCACCUCACAUUUUCUAAAUAAACAACCUGAUUGGCGUCGGGUCCACAUCCAGGUGUAACUGCCUGUUGAUUUGCUAUCCAUGUAUUUGAACAGACGUUGUGCAUAUGUUAUUUUAUAUGAAGCCGUGAUAAUCUUUAUUGUUAUACUCUCCUUUGGUGAAAAUGUAUAUUGCACAUAUCAAACUUGUGGAGUGGUUCUCGUAUAUUUCCUGGAUCGUUUUUAUUUUAAAUUUUCCCCUUGGGUUUUCGUUCCUCUUGUUUCCCCCAGACUCUCUUCCCAAUUUGAUCAAAUCCUUUUUUUGCAAAUUUACGUUUAUUGUGAAAUUCGCAUCUGACCUUGGACAGAGAAACGGAAAGGACGUGGGGGAGGGGGGAUUUGAUGUAAAAGAGAAUUACUUUUAUAAAUGUGAAAAUAAAAGUCUUUCAUUUAAA